This is a messenger RNA of Symbiodinium natans, 1080 nucleotides long. The record is from the annotation of a GenBank genome assembly. Lineage: Eukaryota; Dinophyceae; Suessiales; Symbiodiniaceae.
AUGUCGGCGCUGCUGUUCGACGUAUUCGUGGAGGCGCUGCACAUCGCGGUGAAUGAGGACAGGGAGCAGACGCAUUUUUGGCAGUUUCAGACGGGACCUCCUGCCAUUGCUGAGGCCAUCCAUCGGAGGCGAGCGUUCGAAAAGGAGCUCCUGCAGGAGGUGUCGACAUGGAGCUGCUGGUGCUGCCCAGCAGCGACCUUAGAAGGUCUCCUUAGCCCUCUAAGCAGUGCUGGCGUCUUGGGGGAGGUGGCGCUUGGAACCUCCCUUGAGCUGGAGAUCUCCUUAGAGCAGCACUUGCAGGCUUGUGAAGCUGAAGGGGCGCCUCCCUCGCCGGCCCUGGAGAGCGAGGAGGAGACGUCUCCCGUCUCUCCUGCAGACAAACUGCCACGUAGCUGCCCAGAGGAGGCGGACCCGAGGGGUAAUGGGCACUCAUUGGCGGAGCUUCAUGGAUUUGAGGGGUCCAGGGCUGAAGAUUGGUUGUGUGGCAGACGUCUAACGUGUCCUGCUCUGUGGGGCCCGACCACCUUCGAGUUCACGAAGAGCCUGGGAAAAGUGGACAACACCAUUGCAUUCGGCCGGCGGCCGUGCCUGGCUCUGGGCGACAUCGUGUGUAUGGAGAGGUACAUCAUGAUGCAAGCGUCAAUCCCGGAUUUCAGCGAGUGCCACUGGCUCUUGAGACUGAAUUCGACUUCCCUCAUAUGCUUGCCUUUUCGACUGAUUCCUGUUCAUGUAGAGCAGUGCAACUAUGCAAAUCGGUACAACCUGACUGGCGGAGAGGGCCGCGAUGUCUUCCGAGCGCUGCAGGACGAUCUGGGCAAUUGGUGCUGGGAUGAUGCUGCCUCGAGCGUGUGGAGUGGCUCUGACAGUCGAGCAUCGUCUUUGGAACGGGUCCUCGAUCGUUUGGAGGCCGCCAAGCUCCAAAGAUAUCGCCGCGUCUUUGUGAAGGAGCGUCUGGGUGUGACUGCACUGCUCAGCAUGGACGACGCGAUGCUCAAGGACAUUGGUUCACCAAGCAGUGUUGGUGCAUGGGUCAGUAUCACUCAGGGUAAAGCCCGUGCCCUCCCGCGACUCUUCACCUAG